Hevea brasiliensis (rubber tree) is the source of this 609-nucleotide messenger RNA. Its product is annotated as vegetative cell wall protein gp1-like. The transcript has a single exon. Bases 1 to 609 code for a protein of 202 amino acids. The record is from RefSeq and is a predicted model, not a curated record. NCBI's taxonomy places the organism in Eukaryota, Viridiplantae, Streptophyta, Magnoliopsida, Malpighiales, Euphorbiaceae.
AUGACAUUGCUUGUCAAGCAGAGUCUUAAGCAAAUUCUGCUGAACCUUAUGCUUAACCCCAAGCAUGGCCCAUCUUACAACAAGUCUGCCCCACAAUUUAAAAUAGCCCAAGAUUUCCGCCAAUUUUCCAAAAGCCUCCCCCACACUCCCGAUAAACCUCGUCGACUCCUUUCCCACGCUACUUUUUCCGGCAAUCUUUACAGGAAACCGAAAGGUUUCUUUCCUUUCAUUAAAAUGGUAAGAACUAAAAUGUGGUCUUCCCACAAACCCAAACUCAGCAAAUUUCGACCUAAAAUGGGUACUCCAUCCUCAUUGCCCACAAACCCUAACCCCAGCCCCAGUCCGCCGCUCCCUCAGUCACCGCCACCACGAACGCCGCCAUUACCUCAAUCGCCACCACCUCCGUCACCGCUACCACCCCCAAGCCAGAUACCACCUCUCAUUCCGCCGACUCCCCUCUCACCGCAAACCGAACCGCAAAAUGAAACACCAAUUCUCGACACCCAUUCCCCAGAACCAGUGCCUGAGCCUGCGCCUACUCAAACGAAAACCAAAGGUAAAACUAAAAGGGCUGUAGGUAGACCCAAGGAAACCCCUAUCGGAAAAUGA